Messenger RNA from Phalacrocorax carbo (great cormorant), 786 nucleotides. The record is from RefSeq and is a predicted model, not a curated record. NCBI's taxonomy places the organism in Eukaryota, Metazoa, Chordata, Aves, Suliformes, Phalacrocoracidae.
ACCGCCUCCUUUGCCGUCGCCCGGCAACGCCCAAGCUGCGAGGGCCCGGCCCGGCCCGGCGCGUUGCUCGGCCCAUCCCGUCCCGUCCCAGCGCUGCUGGGCCCCGCAGCUCAGGCCGGCCGCUCCACGCAGCGAGCUCCAUGGCGCACAGCCGCACCGACCCGGCGCAGUCGUGCAACUUCGUAGCGCGGGACAACUGCUGGAAAAAAUACAUUGAGAGUGAACUAGAAGCUGCAAGAAGAUGGUCUCACAAAUGGGGAUUCUUGAAAACACCUCUUGAAGAGUUGAUUGAAGAUGAAAAGAAUAAAAGUACAAAGCCCAAGAUACAGCUUCCAGAACAUCUUCAGGUUCGACCUGUGACACCUGUGGAAAAAUACAUUAAGGUGAUUCCAUCUCCUCCAGUACCAAAGACUACCCAGGGAUUUAUUGGCUGGAGAUCAGCUGUUCCAGGGUUGGAACUUGAACAUGGUUUUCAAAUCCAAAGCUGCAAAGGUACCUUUUUUAAGGAUUUGAAGUGGCCAUGUGAGCCCUCUGACUGACAUUAAGGAAUAAGUUAGGCACAUAGAUCCAUUUGCAUCCCUAAGUUAAUGUUCUAUAGUGGACUGUUGGAUUGUUAAACAUUGAUGCUUUAAAAAUUAUUCAUGUAAACAUCCACAAUCGUUUUGAAGUGCGAACAUUUUAAUGUAGCAUUUUACUUGUUACUGAUUUUUUGAAAUCUAUGGCAUCCGAGCUGUUAACUCUGCUUCAGGUUUACUUAGAAGUAACAAUUAAUAAACUCAUAAAGAU